AUGACUGGGAACCCGAGGUUGUCCGUUCCGAUUGCUCGCGACGGGAUUCUUCUCUUCAACAUCGAUCAAGAACUCGACGGCGACGACGACAUCAUGUUCUCCCAGAAGGUCGCUCAACAAUCUAUGCGGCGGCUUGCCGUCCAGCAGCCGCUCGCCAAGCAGUGGUCGAUGAUGCGCGCCUCCCCGGCCGCCGUUGCCCUUGGUCAGGGUUUCCAGAAGAGAGCCGUUACCUCUUCUCCGAACACUGAGGACCCCCAUCAGAUCCUGGUGAAGCAGCGUCUUAACCGCCCGGUCUCUCCUCACCUUGCCAUCUACCGCCCCCAGAUCGGCUGGAUUGGCUCCUCCCUGCACCGUAUCACCGGUGUCGCCCUCUCCGGCACCCUCUAUCUGUGGGCCACCGCUUACCUCGCAUCUCCCACCCUCGGAUGGCACCUGGAGUCCGCUUCCAUGGUUGCUGCCAUGGCUGCACUCCCCAUUGCCGCCAAGGUUGCGCUGAAGGCUACUCUGGCCCUGCCCUUUACCUAUCACUGCAUGAACGGCGUGCGCCACCUGACCUGGGAUCUGGGCCGUGGCCUGAGCAACUCCGCCAUCAUCAAGUCCGGCUGGACUGUGAUUGGCCUCAGCGUCACCAGCGCCCUCGCUCUUGCUUUCCUGUGA
Messenger RNA from Penicillium macrosclerotiorum, 657 nucleotides. RefSeq lists its product as uncharacterized. Bases 1 to 657 code for a protein of 218 amino acids. Gene Ontology annotation, biological process: mitochondrial electron transport, succinate to ubiquinone; tricarboxylic acid cycle. The transcript has 3 exons. NCBI's taxonomy places the organism in Eukaryota, Fungi, Ascomycota, Eurotiomycetes, Eurotiales, Aspergillaceae. The record is from RefSeq and is a predicted model, not a curated record. Gene Ontology annotation, cellular component: membrane. Gene Ontology annotation, molecular function: succinate dehydrogenase activity; electron transfer activity.